AUGUCGAAUAUACCCCUAGUCCACUGUGACUACCAUCCGCUGUCGUCGGCUGCCGCUGCCCACCACCGUCGGCCCCGCCUGCCGAUCGCCACCGGCCAUCACCGUCAGCGGCCGGUGACCACCGCCGGCCGCCGACGACCACCACCGCCAACUGUUGGCGACCAUCGCUUACCUCCGCCACCGACGACCACCGUCAGUCGUCACCUAUCGACCGCCGGCGUGAUCGCCGGCGACUACCGCCGCCACCGCCGGCGAUCGUCGCCGGCGACUACCACCGCCACCGUCGGCGAUCGUCGUCGGCGACUACCGUCGGCAGUCGCCGGCGAUCGUCACCAUCGCCAGUGGCGGCUGCCAGCGGAGGAGGCCAACGGCGACGAUCGUUGGUUGCCGCAAGCUCCGACAAAGAUGUGGUGA
Zingiber officinale is the source of this 414-nucleotide messenger RNA. RefSeq lists its product as uncharacterized. The coding region runs from base 1 to 414 and encodes 137 amino acids. NCBI's taxonomy places the organism in Eukaryota, Viridiplantae, Streptophyta, Magnoliopsida, Zingiberales, Zingiberaceae. The transcript has a single exon. The record is from RefSeq and is a predicted model, not a curated record.